Messenger RNA from Rattus norvegicus (Norway rat), 4195 nucleotides. Lineage: Eukaryota; Metazoa; Chordata; Mammalia; Rodentia; Muridae. The record is from RefSeq and is a predicted model, not a curated record.
UGUGGUCUGUUUUAUUUAUAUAUUGUGGGAAACUUGCUCAUUUUUUGGUCGUCCAAAGACAAUUUAAGGAGUUUAUAGUUCCACAAUAUGGGUUCAGGGAAUGGAAUUCAGGUCAUCAGGUUUGGAGACUAACGCGAAUGGGUGUGGGUGCACGCGUUCUGAGCCUCCUAUGUGGAAUUCGGAGGACAAUUUGGUGGAAUUGCUUUCUCCUUUAACCAGGUAUCACAAAAUGAGUCCCGAGGAUCGAACUCCUAAUAGGCUUGUGGGCAAUCACCAUUUCUGGGGCCCUGCUUGGCGUCCUAAGUACUCACAAGCCCCACCCAACUCCCAGGAUUUCGACGCUUGCACUAAGGCCACGCCCACUUCUAGCCCCGCUCUGGGUUUUUAAGCCCCGGACCGCGCGGCCUCUUGCUUCCGUUUCAUUGGGAGGACUGGACCGCGCCCACGUCCAGCGCCAGGAGGGUGGUCUUAAAGGUGUAUGUUCUUCCGGCUAUGGUGCAUUUUAUGGCUCUUGUUUACGCUUGCGUUUUUUGUGAAGAAAAGGCUGGGGAUGAACAGAAUGCGGCCGGGCAGGUGUCCCUGUUCCCUUCGAGCGGCAGCUGGCAGGUUUUCUCACAGAACCUCUCGUGCAUUGGAUGUGCUGAAUUAGUUACCACUGAUGACUUCCCGUCUCUACCUCCCCUUUGCUACAACGAUGGAUGAGCCACCACAUCUGGAUUUUUGCAUAGUUUAAGGAUUUGAACUUCGAUCUGUUAUGUGUUCAGCAAAUGAUUUCCCCACUAAACAACUCUCUGUCUCACCAACAUCAUUACAGCUUGACAACAACACUUCUCUCAAGAGGUUUUCAAGGAAAAUCUUGGAAGUAACUGUGUUCCGAAGAAUCUACGUUUAAAAACCGACCCCUGGAUCUUUGCCUUGGGUCCAAGGACCGAGCUGGCCACGCCCCAGCCGCGCCGCAGCCACUCCCAAGGCAGUUCAAGUGUUAAGCCCGAAAGGUAGAGCUCUGCGCAUGUGCACACCCGUCCAUAGCUGGGUCCCAGCCAACCAGGCCGGAGGAGCACCCGCGCCGUCACGUGACGUGCCCAACCGGCGUCGACCUAUAAAAGGCCGGGCGUUGACGUCAGCGGUCUCUUCCGCCGCAGCCGCCGCCAUCGUCGGCGCGCUUCCCUGUUCACCUCUGUAUUUGAGAAUCCGACGCCAUCUGCCACCAUGGUGAACUUCACAGUAGAUCAGAUCCGUGCCAUCAUGGACAAGAAAGCCAACAUCCGGAACAUGUCAGUCAUCGCUCACGUGGACCACGGCAAGUCCACGUUGACCGACUCCCUUGUGUGCAAGGCUGGCAUCAUCGCCUCUGCCCGAGCCGGGGAGACACGCUUCACUGACACUCGAAAGGAUGAGCAGGAGCGCUGCAUCACCAUCAAGUCCACUGCCAUCUCCCUCUUCUAUGAGCUCUCCGAGAACGACCUGAACUUCAUUAAGCAGAGCAAGGAUGGCUCGGGCUUCCUCAUCAACCUCAUUGACUCUCCAGGUCAUGUGGACUUCUCCUCAGAGGUGACCGCUGCUCUGCGUGUCACUGAUGGAGCACUGGUGGUGGUGGACUGUGUGUCUGGUGUCUGUGUGCAGACAGAGACAGUGCUGCGGCAGGCCAUCGCUGAGCGCAUCAAGCCCGUGCUGAUGAUGAACAAGAUGGACCGGGCCCUGCUGGAACUGCAACUGGAGCCUGAGGAGCUCUACCAGACCUUCCAGCGCAUCGUGGAGAACGUCAAUGUCAUCAUCUCCACCUAUGGCGAGGGCGAGAGUGGACCCAUGGGCAAUAUCAUGAUCGAUCCUGUCCUGGGCACUGUAGGCUUUGGCUCUGGCCUGCAUGGGUGGGCCUUCACACUGAAGCAGUUUGCAGAGAUGUAUGUGGCCAAGUUUGCAGCCAAGGGUGAGGGCCAGCUGGGUGCAGCUGAGCGGGCCAAGAAGGUAGAAGACAUGAUGAAGAAGCUGUGGGGAGACCGGUACUUUGACCCGGCCAACGGCAAGUUCAGCAAGUCAGCCAAUAGCCCAGACGGGAAGAAACUUCCCCGCACCUUCUGCCAGCUCAUCUUGGACCCCAUCUUCAAGGUGUUUGAUGCCAUCAUGAACUUCAGGAAGGAGGAGACAGCCAAGCUGAUCGAGAAGCUGGACAUCAAGCUGGACAGUGAGGACAAGGACAAGGAGGGCAAACCACUGCUGAAGGCUGUGAUGCGUCGCUGGCUGCCUGCUGGUGACGCCCUGCUACAGAUGAUCACCAUCCACUUGCCGUCCCCGGUCACUGCACAGAAGUACCGUUGUGAGCUGCUGUACGAGGGCCCACCUGAUGACGAGGCCGCCAUGGGUAUUAAGAGCUGCGACCCCAAAGGCCCCCUAAUGAUGUACAUCUCCAAGAUGGUGCCAACAUCUGACAAAGGCCGCUUCUAUGCCUUCGGUAGAGUGUUCUCUGGGGUGGUGUCCACAGGUCUGAAGGUCCGGAUCAUGGGCCCCAACUAUACACCUGGGAAGAAGGAGGACCUGUACCUGAAGCCUAUCCAGAGGACCAUUCUGAUGAUGGGCCGCUAUGUGGAACCCAUUGAGGAUGUGCCCUGUGGCAACAUUGUGGGGUUGGUCGGAGUGGACCAGUUCCUUGUGAAGACCGGCACCAUCACUACCUUUGAGCACGCUCACAACAUGCGGGUGAUGAAGUUCAGCGUCAGCCCUGUCGUCAGGGUGGCAGUGGAGGCCAAGAACCCAGCUGACCUGCCCAAGCUGGUGGAGGGGCUGAAGCGGCUGGCUAAGUCUGACCCUAUGGUGCAGUGCAUCAUCGAGGAGUCUGGGGAGCACAUCAUUGCUGGUGCUGGAGAGCUGCACCUGGAGAUCUGCCUUAAGGACCUGGAGGAGGACCAUGCCUGCAUCCCCAUCAAGAAAUCUGACCCUGUCGUGUCCUACCGGGAGACAGUCAGUGAGGAGUCCAACGUGCUCUGUCUUUCCAAGUCCCCAAACAAGCACAACAGGCUGUACAUGAAGGCCAGGCCCUUCCCUGAUGGCCUAGCAGAGGACAUCGAUAAGGGUGAGGUAUCUGCCCGCCAGGAGCUCAAGGCGCGUGCCCGUUACCUGGCCGAAAAGUAUGAGUGGGAUGUUGCUGAAGCCCGCAAGAUCUGGUGCUUUGGACCUGAUGGCACUGGUCCCAACAUUCUCACCGACAUCACCAAGGGUGUGCAGUACCUGAAUGAGAUCAAGGACAGUGUGGUGGCUGGAUUCCAGUGGGCCACUAAGGAGGGUGCUCUUUGUGAGGAGAACAUGCGUGGUGUGCGAUUUGAUGUCCAUGAUGUGACCCUGCAUGCUGAUGCCAUCCACCGAGGAGGUGGUCAGAUCAUCCCCACAGCGCGCCGCUGCCUCUAUGCCAGUGUGCUGACUGCACAGCCCCGCCUCAUGGAGCCUAUCUACCUGGUGGAGAUUCAGUGUCCUGAGCAAGUGGUGGGCGGAAUCUAUGGUGUCCUGAACAGGAAGCGUGGCCAUGUCUUUGAGGAGUCCCAGGUAGCUGGGACCCCCAUGUUCGUGGUCAAGGCCUACCUGCCUGUCAAUGAAUCCUUUGGCUUCACUGCCGACCUUCGAUCCAACACUGGUGGCCAGGCCUUCCCCCAGUGUGUGUUUGACCACUGGCAGAUCCUGCCUGGGGACCCCUUUGACAACAGCAGCCGCCCCAGCCAAGUUGUAGCUGAGACCCGCAAGCGCAAAGGCCUGAAGGAGGGCAUCCCAGCGCUGGACAACUUCCUGGACAAACUGUAGGCAGCCUGGUACUGCCACACGCUGCACAGUGCCCGCCCAUCAGAAGACACCUUGAGACUGUCCCCACAGUGCCCCUCUGGAGGCUGCUGGGGCCAUCCUGACAUCACUCAGCACUCACUUGCUACCAAUUCUAUUUAUUUCGGAAUUACAAGGCAGCGUGAAUGGCCCUCUGCAGGCUGGACUGGCAGGCCGUGGGGUGGGCAGCACACGGUGGUUAGCAUUUUCAGAGGGAAAUAACGCAGAUGUCCAAAAUUCUAAAUAAAUGCAUUCAGAGGUUUAUGGGGUCCAUGGCCAAGUGUAAUUCCCCCAGAGGGGGAAGUGGGGGAGUGCCUCCAGGAAGGCAGGCAACCCUUAGACCUGCAACCCAGCUGUGCGAAUCAUUGGAGUAAUAAACUCUUCUGUGGUUGAA